Tachyglossus aculeatus (Australian echidna) is the source of this 2733-nucleotide messenger RNA. RefSeq names its product integrin subunit beta 5 (gene ITGB5). Lineage: Eukaryota; Metazoa; Chordata; Mammalia; Monotremata; Tachyglossidae. The coding region runs from base 17 to 2383 and encodes 788 amino acids. The record is from RefSeq and is a predicted model, not a curated record. Gene Ontology annotation, molecular function: integrin binding. Gene Ontology annotation, biological process: cell-matrix adhesion; integrin-mediated signaling pathway; cell adhesion mediated by integrin. Gene Ontology annotation, cellular component: focal adhesion; cell surface; integrin complex. The transcript has 15 exons.
GCUGCUCCUGGCCGCGAUGCCGCCCCUCUGUCCGGGCCUCAACGUGUGCACGCGGGGCAGUGCCUCGUCCUGUGAGGAGUGUCUGCUGCUCCACCCUCACUGCGCCUGGUGCUCCAAAGAGGACUACGGCGGACCCCAGUCGGAGCUGCCACGCUGUGAUCUGCGAGAGAAUCUGGCCCGGGGCAGUUGUGGCGGGGAGCUGGAGGGCCCCCGCACGAGCGUCCACGUCCUUCAGGACCAGCCCCUCAGCACCAGGGCCUCCGGACACGCCCUGGACCAGCUCACCCAGAUCAACCCGCAGAAGAUCGCCGUGGACCUCAGGCCGGGCGAGGCGGCGCGGGUCCGGGUUCAGGUGCGCCCGGUGGAGGACUACCCGCUGGACCUCUACUACCUGAUGGACCUGUCGCUGUCCAUGAAGGACGACCUGGACGCCAUCCGCCACCUGGGCACCCGGCUGGCUCAGGAGAUGCGCUCGCUCACCAGAAACUUCCGCCUCGGCUUCGGCUCCUUCGUGGACAAGAGCACGUCGCCCUUCUCCUACACGGCUCCGCGCUACCGGGACAACCCCUGCAUCGGGUACAAGCUGUUCCCCAGCUGCGUCCCGGCCUUCGGCUUCCGGCACCUCCUGGCCCUCACGGACGAGGUCGGACGCUUCAACGAGGAGGUGCAGAAGCAGAGAGUUUCCCGGAACCGGGACGCGCCCGAGGGCGGCUUCGACGCCAUCCUGCAGGCAGCCGUGUGCACGGACAAGGUGGGCUGGCGGAAGGAGGCCCUGCACCUGCUGGUGUUCACAACGGACGACGUGCCCCACAUCGCCCUGGACGGCAAGCUCGGGGGGCUCGUCCAGCCACACGACGGCCGCUGCCACCUGGACCAGGCCAACGAGUACAGUGCCACCAACCAGAUGGAUUACCCAUCCCUGGCCCUGCUGGGUGAAAAGCUGGCGGAGAACAACAUCCACCUGAUCUUCGCCGUGACCAAGAACCAUUACAUGUUGUACAAGAACUUCACGGCCUUGAUCCCCGGGACUACGGUGGAGAUCUUGCACGGAGACUCCAGGAACAUCAUCCAGCUCAUCGUCAACGCCUACAACGGCAUCCGGUCCAAGGUGGAGCUGGAGGCGUGGGACGUCCCCGAGGACCUGGACCUGACCUACACGGCCAUCUGCCAGGAUGGCGUGGCCCAACCCGGACAGAGGAAGUGCCGGGACCUCAAGAUCGGAGACACGGUGGCGUUCGAAGUGUCGCUGGAGGCCCGCGGAUGCCCGGCCCCGGGGAGCCCGGCCCGCAGGUUGGCACUGAAGCCGGUGGGUUUCCGGGACACGCUGGACCUGCUGGUCACCUACAACUGCAGCUGCGCCUGCAGCGCCCGCGCCGAGCCCGCCAGCGCCCGAUGCAGCCGCGUUGGCACCUACUCCUGCGGGGCCUGCGCCUGCGGGCCAGGCCGCAUGGGUGCCCGCUGCCAGUGCCAGGAGGGCGAGGGCGAGGAGGGCGGAGAGGCCCCGUGCCGCGAGGCGGAGGGCCGGCCCCUGUGCAGCGGGCGCGGGGAGUGCGUCUGCCAGCGCUGCCUCUGCUACCACAGCGACUUCGGCCGCAUCUACGGGCCCUUCUGCCAGUGCGAUGACUUCUCCUGCGCCCGCAGCCGAGGCCUGCUCUGCUCAGGUCAUGGGGACUGCCACUGCGGGGAGUGCCAGUGCCACGCCGGCUUCGUGGGCGACAACUGCAACUGUACGACGGAGACGGAGACAUGCGUGUCCGGCGACGGGCAGCUGUGCAGCGGCCGUGGGCACUGCGUGUGCGGGCAAUGCCAGUGCACGGAGCCCGGGGCCUUCGGAGACACAUGCGAGAGGUGCCCCACCUGCCCGGACGCCUGUGGCACCAAGAGGGGCUGCGUGGAGUGUUUGAUGCAGCUGCCGCCGGCCGGCUCCGAGCGGGCGUCCAUCAACGAGACCUGCCAGAAGCACUGUAAGGACGCAGUGGUGACCCGCGUGGACGCCGUCCGCCUGGAUGUGCCGGACACGGUGACCUGCUUCUUCAAGACGGCCCAGGACUGCGUCGUGACUUUCGCCUACUCGGAGCUGCCCGGGGCCAAGGCGACCCUCACGGUGCUCAAGGAGCCAGAUUGCGGCUCGGCGCCCGGCACGCUGACCAUCCUGCUGGCCGUGGGGGGCUCCGUCCUGCUGGUGGGCCUGGCCCUGCUCGCCCUCUGGAAGAUGCUGGUCACCAUCCACGACCGCCGCGAAUUCGCCCGCUUCCAGAGCGAGCGGGCCAGGGCUCGCUUCGAGACGGCCACCAACCCUCUUUACCGCAAGCCCGUGUCUACUCACAGCGUCGAAUGGACCUUCAGCAAGCUCAGCCGCAGCCACAACGGCACGGUGGACUGACGGCCCGGCCCGGCGCCGGACGCGCUCGCUUCGGUCGCUCCCCUUCCCGCCCCCCGCCCUGCCUCCUGGCAGCGGUCCCCGGGUUGGGGGGGGGACGCGAGGCGAUGGCCAGCCCCGCGGGAGGUCUCGUGGACACCUCGACGCCCGUGAACUGGUGCGGGAGGCCCGCCCUCGCCGCGGUCGCCGCUCCCCCUCCAUCCCGCAGCCUUCCCCCAGAGACAAGACGUUCCCGCCCCCCUCUCAGGGCGGGACGGUGCCCGGCGUCCCGGGGCAGGGCGGGCUUGGUCUGGGGGGAAAUGCUAAGAUUAAAGUCAGCAGAACCAAGCCCCAGAGUGCACAGCUGGGGGAGG